AUGGCCACCCCCCAACCCCCAGGUGACAUCGACCUGGUGUACAUGAGGGAUCAGUACGGAUGGUUCGGGGUGUCCUUUUACUUCACCUUCAUCUUCGUCAUGACGUUCAUCGUCCUGAACAUGUUCUUCACCAUCGUGGGAGACGCCUUCUCCGUCACGAAGGAGGAAGUCGCCAACGAGAAGAACCAGUACGAGCUCCUCAACUUCAUCACGGGGCUGGUGAAGGACAUGCUUGGUAUGCGAACGGCAGCUGAGAGAGAGGCUGAAUUGAACGAGGAGGAAAACGAGGAAGAGACGACAGUCGAGGAACUCUCGGUACCCACCUUGUCUGUCGACGAUGCUGACGCCCUCGAGGACGAAGGAGCCGAAGACGACGAUUCCAAGGAUUCCAAGGAGAGGGAAGGAGGUGUUCCUGGAAUUGCCAUUUACACGGUGCCAACGACUCCUCCGCCUACACGGGCCUCUGCCCGUCCUCAUGCCCAUCAUCCUCCUUCGUCUAUGCUCGCGAUUCCAGGAAUGGGCGACGGACUUCCGGAGAAUCCACGGGCCCUUCAACAAGGGCGCCAUCAAAGCUCCCCCUCCUCCUCCUCCUCCAGCAGCGUCGGUGGAUCAGCCCCUCCAAGUCCAGGGAAAUCUGUUUUGAGGUCGACGCCCUCCGAGUCCGACUCGGGCGUUGCAGUUUCGGGAGAACUUCCUGGGGCUGUGGAAGGCCCACCUGUGACCGACGACUCUCAAAAGGCUUCUGAGAAGGUCCUGAGUUUCGAGGUCCCUCCGCCAGCUUGCUACAUUCCUCCUGGAGAACAAAAUGGAAAUUUAGCCAUGCCUGGGAAGGACGCAGUCAUCAGUUUCACCUCCGUACCUGACGCUUCGACACUUUAUCUGAGUUCUCCCACUACUGGACCACUGGCGGUGGGAAGUACCCCAGGAGGCAAAUGUGAAAAUCUGGGAGGCCUAAAGGACGCCCCAAGGCCUCUGUCUGCCUCCUUCCUGGCUGGGAUCGAAGUGCCCGAGACACCUGUACCAAGUCAGGUGGCCGCAAUCCUGGGCAAGUUGGAGACUAUGGAAAGUCUUCUACAAAGAGCAGUCGGUACUUCGCCUCUUGAUGGUUAA
This is a messenger RNA of Macrobrachium nipponense, 1110 nucleotides long. RefSeq lists its product as uncharacterized. The record is from RefSeq and is a predicted model, not a curated record. The transcript is spliced from 7 exons. Lineage: Eukaryota; Metazoa; Arthropoda; Malacostraca; Decapoda; Palaemonidae. The coding region runs from base 1 to 1110 and encodes 369 amino acids. Gene Ontology annotation, biological process: detection of mechanical stimulus. Gene Ontology annotation, molecular function: calcium channel activity. Gene Ontology annotation, cellular component: membrane.